AUGCGAAAGUUAUUUGUUUACUCUAAUCUCUUACAUGCUCUGUUUCUUGACCGUACAGCAAACAAAGCGGUAGAAACAAAUGAGAUGUGGAGGAUUCGGCAGAAAGAGAUUGAGCUAGAAGACGAAAGGCGCAAAAGAAAACCAAGAGACGAAAGCAGCAGUAGCCAAAUGGGGCGGAGCGGUAGUCUCUCGAAAAGGAAAUUUGAUAAGAGAUGCAGUUCCGGAGAUGAGAUAAAGGUUACUCAUGCAUCAUCAUCAUCAUCGGACAAAAGAUGGUACUCGGAAGAUGAUGAAGGUUUAAGAGAUGAUGAGAUUGAGUCUUUUCUCCAAUCACGGAACAAACGUGGCAGAGGCUCUGUCGGUACUAGGAUGGAUGAGACAGGUCCUUAUCUUCCCACCGAGAUGGUCGAUAAGUUGCGAAGUUGUGAUGAUAUAGGAGAGCGGAAGGUAGUCCUGGGGCCGGAGAGACCACCUUCACUGAGACAACACUCAGAUGAUAACGAGCGUGGUCGGGGAAUAAGAAAGGAGUCUAUGAAGAAGCGUAGUAAAAAAGACAAGAAAGGAGAAAAGAAGAGAAAACGGGACAGAUACUAGAGAUUUCCUCAUGACAGUGACGUUUCUUUUAGUCCAAGUACUUGCUCCAAUUGCCCGAACAAUUUGUAGAUUAGAUAUGAGCUGUUUUUUAUACAGUACCUUUUCUUGCAGCAACACUGUACGUGGAAAUUUGUUAUACAUGAUCGUUUAUUGUCUUUAUAUUCUAUUGUUCGGCUUACAUUACCACAGAUUUUGUCUUCCCCUGUUCUCCGAGAUCCACUUCUCUAAAGUAUACAGCCUCUUCAUCGAAACCCUUGGCUACUUUCAUCUCCUCGUCAAUGAAGAAACUCACAUGCUGCAUGAUCGUUAAGUUCGUCUUCUGAAUUCCUUUUUGAAGUAAACAAUUUUGAGAAUGUUACACAAUUUUGAUGCUUCUCUAGCCACUCAAGAUGAGAGGCUGACAUAGAAAGAGCCAUUAUCAUUUCUGAAAUGAUGCCUAAUUGCAGGAAUGUGUUUAACCCUUGACCGGUCUACACUCCCUUCUCCACCAAUCCGCUCUACUAGCUGAUGAGAAACAUGACUCAAAUGCAGUUCUUGAAUAUUCACAAGAUUCUCAAUGCCUCUCGGUACCGACUCUAACCCUCUGCAAUCUCUCACAUAAAGUUUCUGCAGGCCAAACAUCGCACCAUCUUCUAUUACAACUUCUCUCAGAUGUUGCAUAUGAACUACGUCUAGAAUCUUCAGAUUAUGAAACCCUUGUGCAAAACACAACCUAGGUCCGAUGUAUGCAUUGUAAAAUGAAAGCCAUACCAGUUUAGGAAGCGCUUGGAUAUAGCGGAUGGCGUUUUCUUGCAGCUGAGAUCCGCGCAAGCCCAAAUAGGUGAGGUUCUGAAGAGUACUGAACCAGCUUGGUACUGUUUCCAGUUUCCCUGCAAGAAAGAGCUUCUCAAUGCUUGCAGUUGCUAUCAGUCCAUCUAUCUUUAACGGUUCCUCUUCGUGAAUGGACGUCAGAGAUAAGAAUCUGAGUCCUUUGAUCUUAUUCAGUGACUCGCAUAAGUCACUUCCAUGCUCUCUUCUAACCAUGACGAGACUUAGUCUUGUGAGUUGGGUCAUGUUCCCCAGGUUCUUGAUAAGCUCAGCUUCUGCGUUGAAGCAGUCCAUGACUUGCAGAUCCUUCAACUGGUAAAUGUUAGGAGAAACCUUUAUACCUAAAACAUAGUUCCAAUUGGAAUCAUGUCCAUAGUUGCAACGGAAAGUGAUCAGAUAACGCAACUUCCGCAACUUGGACAUCCCUGGAGGAAGCUCCUCAAUCUUGGAGUGCCUAGUGUUCAGUGUCUCUAAAUUGACGAGCUUGUGGAAGUUUCUUGGGAGUUCCUUCACUUGGGUUUUGGACAAAUUCAAGUACUUUAAGUGGAACAGAGUGACUAAACAAUCUGGUAGCUUGAUGAUGCCAGAGUCUUCAAGGUCUAAGGCUCUUAAAAGCUUCAUAUUUGGAGGCAGUUCAAUGUUGUGUUUAGUGUAAACCAAAAGAGAGUGAAGGUUUGUUGUACGUACGAUACCUGAUCUCAUCUCUCUCUGGAUGCACAAAUGUCGAGUAUCGUAAUCCUCUGUUGUUUCUGCAUCAUCAUCGUUGUCAUUACUAUACGCAUCACAAAACCUCUCAUCUUUGGAUAUAGAUAGAGUGAUCUCCCUUAUCACGUCAUGCAUCUUGAACAAUUUGGGCCGUCCAAAAGGAUUCCACAAGAUAACUUGAAGCAUAUUUCUGUAAACAAGCUCAUUGAGGUAACCAUCAGCCACUUCCUCUGCUUUCACUCCUCUGAUCGGUUCAACAAACCUUUGUGCCAUCCACAUCCUCACGAGCCUUUUUCUUUUCAUCCGAUAGUUCACAGGGAAAAGAGAACAAUACAAGAAACAACGUUUAAGCGGGUAUGACAAAUCGUUGAAGCUAAGCAACAGGAUGCUUCGAACAACCUUGAGCUCAAGAUUGUUGUUCAACUCCCAAUUCAACGAGUUGUAAACUUUCUUCCAUUCUGAUUCCAACACCUUUGUUGACAUCAUGCUCCCUAAAGAAGCGAUAGCUAAUGGCAGGCCUUGACAUCUCUCAAGCAAUUUCCGUGCUAUCAUCUCCAGGUUUCUCCUUCUGCACUGCUCAAGACUUCCAGAAAACGCCUUGUUGCAGAAAAGCACCCAAGCUUCAUCUUCUUUCAAGAGCUCAAUCUCGUGGUGACGGCUCCCAAUGCCGUAUGAGAAAGAAGCCACGUUAUUGCUCCGAGUAGUUAUCAUAACACGGCUUCCACAAAUACCAUCUGGUAGAGCGAUGCUUAUCUUCCUCCACAGACCAGUGCUCCAUACAUCAUCAAGCACAACAAAGUACCUCUUUGACUGCAGAUACCCUACAAGUUUUUCCACCAGCUCUCUGUAACUAAACGAGUAUAGUUCAGCUGGAAUCUGUGUCUCUGCUUCUUUGUAGAACUCCUUGAUCAUUGUCCUAAACACAUCUUCAAUCACAUAUGAUUUUGAGAUUGUUACCCAAGCGUAUGACCCGAAAUGCUUCCUCACGCUUUGGGACUUGAAGAUAUUAGCAGAGAGUGUAGUCUUCCCUGAACCACCCAUUCCAACCACCGAGACAACUAUCCUUUGAGGUUCUGGACUGAGAAGCCAUCCUAUGAGCUUUCCCUUGGCUGCGUCAAUCCCAACAAGACUGUUUUCGCUAAAGAAGAGAGACGACUCGCUGAUGUUAUUCACCCACUUUGAACCACCACCAUCAUCAUCAUCAUAAGGCAAUAAUGAUGCUCCUUGAUAGUUUUCUGAACGAUGGUACCUUUUCAUGGAUUCAGAAAUGGACUGAAUCAUGACAUUCACCAUUCGUAGCUUCUGAGCUAUCGUGUGCCUCGUCCACAUGUAGCUCGGGAAAUGAAUCGCACGCCAAAGCUUUGUGCAGCUGCGAUAACUAUGGAAGUGAUAAGUAAACUCGUCGAUGAUGUCUUCCACUUUGUAAGCCAAAUCUCUUGUGUUUGCCACGAAAGUUUGAUAGAGUUGGGUGGUUGUUGUUGUGGUGGUGGAUCCAUUUCCACCAUGUUUAUGGGUGUCCUCAAGAAAGGACUUUAUGAUAAGCAACUCCUUCUUCAUCUUCUCAAUCUCGCCAUGGACUCCUGACAACAACAAGGUCUCGUUUUUUAGGAGACUCAGAAUCCGUCCGAUCCCAAAAUCAACUGUAGCUGAAGUCAUCUUCUCUGUAGCUUGAGCUCACGGUCUCUCUUAGUAUCUUUUCCUGAGCUUCUUGAAUUUGAGCAGAGCCAAGCUUUGAUUCGCACUUCUCAUCAC
Thlaspi arvense is the source of this 3858-nucleotide messenger RNA. Lineage: Eukaryota; Viridiplantae; Streptophyta; Magnoliopsida; Brassicales; Brassicaceae. The record is from the annotation of a GenBank genome assembly.